AUGACAGCACCCAUUGUUGACAUCGAGCGCCGGCAGCUCGACCUCAGCCCGUCUGGAGAUGCUGGAACAGCAGGCCAGACAGAACAGGCAGAGGCACCCCCUGAUAAUCAGGAGACUGGAGGUGCGGCCGCCGGUAAUAGUGACCAGGCCGCUGAUGCUACACCAACUCAGCAACAGGAACCAACCGCUAGCACUAACAAUGACGACGCUUCAUCCCAACCCACCCAGCAGCAGCCAGACCCAGCUCAAUCCGACAGUAACAGCAAUGAUAACAGCGACAACGCUCAGCAAACACCUGCCCCUAGCCCGUCCGAGAGCGAUAACAAUAAUCCUGUGCAACCCACGAGCAACCAAGAGACAGAGACCGCUCAACAACCGACGCCGUCUAGCAGCCAGGAGCAACCACAGCAGUCGACGAGUCAAGAGCAGCAACCAACAACUUCUGCUGAUUCUUCAUCAGAGACACAGUCAUCUUCUGCAAACGAGACUUCGUUGUCUGCUAGUAGCAUUGAAUCAUCCGCUUCGAACAGUAGCAGCAGCAGCACACCCACAGUAUCGGACAGUGCGGAUUCAUCGUCUGGCGAUACAAAUACAGGUGCCAUAGCCGGCGGUGUAGUUGGCGGCGUAGUCGGCGCUGCUAUCAUUGUUGGUCUUUUAGCUUUUCUGUUUAUCCGGCGUCGUCGUAAUCGAAAAGAGCGGCGAUUGCAGCAAGAACGUGAUGAUAUUUUUAACAGUGGAUACGACAAUCUGGCACCUGAUCACAGCGCAAGCAACAGCCACACACCGACCAUGUCAGCACGUGCAUUCGUUGCACCUGGCACAACAGGAGGCAUGGACAGCGAACGGUAUUAUCAGGAACCCGAGUAUUUACCACCGGCACAUCAUCAGUAUUACCAGCAGCAAGCCAUGCAGGAAUAUUAUCCCUAUGCUGAGCAUGAUCGUUCGACGGUUAGCGGACCGGAUUACAAUAACCACGAAUACAACAAUUACAUGUCGCCCACAUCGCCCACAUCCGACAACAAUAACACUUCGCCUGGUGACAUGAACAACUAUUACAACUCGGCAGCAGGUACAGGCUAUGCCAUUCCUGCACACCAUGAAGACAUGUACAAUCAACACCAUUUGGAUAAGCCUGAUGCUAAGGAUGGUCAAUAUUAA
Zychaea mexicana is the source of this 1158-nucleotide messenger RNA. RefSeq lists its product as uncharacterized. Bases 1 to 1158 code for a protein of 385 amino acids. The transcript is spliced from 4 exons. Lineage: Eukaryota; Fungi; Mucoromycota; Mucoromycetes; Mucorales; Lichtheimiaceae. The record is from RefSeq and is a predicted model, not a curated record.